Xiphias gladius (swordfish) is the source of this 1959-nucleotide messenger RNA. RefSeq names its product zinc finger and BTB domain containing 37 (gene zbtb37). The record is from RefSeq and is a predicted model, not a curated record. Gene Ontology annotation, molecular function: protein binding; RNA polymerase II cis-regulatory region sequence-specific DNA binding; DNA-binding transcription factor activity, RNA polymerase II-specific. NCBI's taxonomy places the organism in Eukaryota, Metazoa, Chordata, Actinopteri, Istiophoriformes, Xiphiidae. Gene Ontology annotation, biological process: regulation of transcription by RNA polymerase II. Bases 400 to 1959 code for a protein of 519 amino acids. The transcript has 4 exons.
UGUAGCCUCGGCCCUUCUGCCGUGAAAAAGGAAGAUGAGAAUCAGCAGCUGUCCACCGACACUGAACCAGCACUGAACCGAGUCUGACUUCCAGCGGAAUGGCGGCAGAGCGGCUGCAGGUGGACCGGAGCCCGAGCUCAGCGGCUCUUCUCCGGCCUUGAACACGACGCGACCGCCGCUGGAGCCGCGGAGCUCCGGAACCUGGAGGAGCGGCUGGUGGAGCUGCAGCCUGCCGGGCCGGGCCGGGCCGGGCCAAGCCGAGCCGAGCCGAGCCGAGCCGAGCCGCCGUCAUCAGCCUCUACUGCCAACAAUGCUCAGCUAGCUGCAUGACUGAAGCCUCGACAACAUCGCACCCCGAAACCAGACCCGAUCUCUCCCUGCCCCCAUUCAGGCUACAGCAUGGAGCGCUCCGGCAGCAUCCAGCUGGACAUCCCGGACUUCAGUAACUCGGUUCUGACUCACCUGAACCAGCUGCGUGUUCAGGGUCGACUCUGCGACAUCGUGGUCAACGUUCAGGGCCAGAGUUUUCGCGCACACAAGGUGGUCCUCGCUGCCAGCUCGCCGUACUUCCGGGACCACAUGUCUCUGAGCCAGAUGAGCACCGUGUCGCUGACGGUGAUCCGAAACCCGUCGGUGUUCGAGCAGCUGCUGUCCUUCUGCUACACGGGCCGCCUCUGCUUGCAGCUCGCUGACAUCAUUAGUUACCUGACGGCCGCCAGCUUCCUGCAGAUGCAGCACAUCAUCGACCGCUGCACCCAGAUCCUGGAGGGCAUCCACCUGAAGAUCAGCCUGGCUGAUCUGGACGAGGAGUCCAGGGAGGAGGAGGCGCGGGGCUCCAGGGCUAGCAGGACCCUUGAGGCGGUGGUCCGAGGAGGGGGUCAUCACGGCGGCCUGCGGAUCCUUGGCCCACGGGGAGGUGCAGAGGUGUGCGAGGCAGUCAGCCCCGCUGAGGAGCCGAUCAGCCCGCCACCGACUGUGGAGCACAGCGGGCUGGAGGGGCCUGGGGCCGCUGCAGCUGGCAGAACAGGCAAAGAACCGAUCCUUCGCAUCAAUCGAGCCGGUCAGUGGUACGUGGAGACGAGCAGCGAGCCGGAGCGGAGUGGCAGCGCAGAGGAGGGUGGCGGCCUGGAUGGAGUCAGGAUCAAGACGGAGAGGAUGGAGGAGUGGAUCGGAGCGGGAGAGCAUCAGGAGGAGGGGGGCCCGGUGGAGGAGGGGGCCACCAUGAUGAUUGACACAUCAGGACGCAGCACGCUGAUGACAGGGGCAGUGGGAGCGCUGGGGGCCCGCAGCGUCCAACCAUCUUCCAGCUUCAGUGAGACGGACAGGUUCAGUCCCACCGGCAGCGUGGUUGUCCUGGCGGAGCGUCAGAGAGCAAAGAGUGAGUCUCCCAACAGGGCGGACGAACUGCGACAGCCGAGCUCCCAGGGGGAGGAGCACGCAGCAUUUGAUAUGGGUGGAUACGAGGACUACCUAAGGGAGCAGGUAGGAGACCGCUGGUUCCGCUACAACCCCCGGCUAACCUGCAUCUACUGCUGCAAGUCCUUCAACCAGAAAGGCAGCCUGGACCGCCACAUGCGCCUGCACAUGGGCAUCACGCCGUUCGUCUGCCGCAUCUGCGGGAAAAAGUACACCCGCAAGGACCAGCUGGAGUACCACAUCCGCAAGCACACCGGCAACAAGCCCUUCCACUGCCACGUCUGCGGCAAGAGCUUCCCCUUCCAGGCCAUCCUCAAUCAGCACUUCCGCAAGAACCACCCAGGCUGCGCCCCCCAAGAGGCUCACAGUGCUUCCCCCGAGACUACCACUGCCUCCGUCACGUCCAGGGGGGGUCCGAGCGACGAGGCCUCCCCCAGCCAAGAGGAGCCCGAGGGUGGGGGCAGCGGUGGUGGGGGCAGCGGUGGUGGAGGCCAGUAUGGCGAGGCUCCCCAGGCCUCGGUCUCCACCACGGGCCCUGACUGA